AAAGAAGAAGAAAAUCUGAGGCCGUUGUUUCCUUCCCGCGAAGCUUCUCUCUCCUUCUACUAUCAAUCCAUAUCCGAUAGCAUCAGCUGCAAGUUUUGAGCUGAUUUUACUAAAAUGGCGACGUCAUCCUUUUCAUCACUGGGAUCAUUCUCACGGAUACCAAAUUCAUCAACUUUUACCAAGAUUUCUUCUUCUACUUCUUCAUCCACGUUGGGACAGCGGCAAAUUGUAUGUACAACAUUUAGGGAACCAAAUGUUGAUUUAUCCAGUUCCUCUGAUGGUAAUGAAUGUUCGGAUUGUAGAACUGUAGUCGAUCGAAGGGGAGUGUUGUUGUCAUCAGUGGGAUUUUUAGCAGCAACCAUUUGUAAUGCUGGGAAGGCAGCUGAAUUUGCUGACAUGCCUGCAUUGAGAGGAAAGGACUAUGGGAAGUCAAAAAUGCGGUAUCCUGACUAUAAUGAAACUCAAUCAGGUCUCCAGUAUAAGGAUUUGAGAGUUGGAAGUGGGCCCACACCAAAGAUUGGGGAGACAGUGGUGGUUGACUGGGAUGGUUACACGAUAGGUUAUUAUGGUCGCAUAUUUGAAGCUCGUAACAAGACAAAAGGUGGUUCUUUUGAGGGAGAUGAUAAGGACUUCUUCAAAUUCAGAGUAGGAUCCCAAGAGGUAAUACCGGCAUUCGAGGAAGCUAUUACUGGCAUGGCAAUUGGUGGUAUCAGAAGGAUCAUAGUUCCUCCGGAGCUGGGAUACCCUGAUAAUGACUACAACAAGAAAGGUCCAAGACCAACGACAUUUUCGGGACAAAGAGCUCUGGAUUUUGUGCUGAGGAACCAAGGAUUAAUUGAUAAGACUCUCCUGUUUGAUAUUGAGCUCCUCAAAAUCGUACCAAAAUGAAGUUGCUCGUUCAACUUUUACUACGACGCCCUGUUUAGCUGCAUCAGCAAGUUUAACUUCCACUUGGACAAAAGGAAUAUCAGCCUAAUGAACGACUGAUUCGCCCCUUAUAGAAAAUUUACUGUCUUGUUUGAACGCAUUAAAUUGUCGAUAGAUUCAUUUUGAAAAUCAAUGUAAACAAUGAUGGGUCUGGUACUGUUGAUGUAACGACAUCUCUUAUGUUCAUAAAUUUGACUAUUUAUUAUGAAAGUGAUAUUUCAGGACA
Nicotiana attenuata is the source of this 1153-nucleotide messenger RNA. Its product is annotated as peptidyl-prolyl cis-trans isomerase FKBP19, chloroplastic. The record is from RefSeq and is a predicted model, not a curated record. The transcript is spliced from 10 exons. Lineage: Eukaryota; Viridiplantae; Streptophyta; Magnoliopsida; Solanales; Solanaceae. Gene Ontology annotation, cellular component: thylakoid; chloroplast. Bases 115 to 888 code for a protein of 257 amino acids. Gene Ontology annotation, molecular function: peptidyl-prolyl cis-trans isomerase activity.